Messenger RNA from Melospiza melodia melodia, 2382 nucleotides. RefSeq names its product DEAD-box helicase 25 (gene DDX25). Gene Ontology annotation, biological process: poly(A)+ mRNA export from nucleus. Gene Ontology annotation, molecular function: RNA helicase activity; RNA binding; ATP binding. Bases 62 to 1354 code for a protein of 430 amino acids. The record is from RefSeq and is a predicted model, not a curated record. Lineage: Eukaryota; Metazoa; Chordata; Aves; Passeriformes; Passerellidae. Gene Ontology annotation, cellular component: cytoplasmic stress granule; nucleus. The transcript has 10 exons.
GCCCGCGCCCCGGCCCGAGCCGGAGGACGAGGAGAGAGUGCCGCUGGCUGAGCUGUCACUGAUGAACAAGUUGAUCCACACGUCCCUGGUGGAGUCCCAGCAGCACGUGGAGAUCCUGCAGCGAGACCCCAGCUCCCCACUCUUUUCCAUCAAGACCUUUGAGGAGCUGCCCCUGAAGAAGGAGCUCCUGCAGGGGGUUUAUAUGAUGGGCUUCAACAGACCAUCCAAAAUCCAGGAGCAGGCCCUGCCCCUCAUGCUGGCUUACCCGCCCCAAAAUCUGAUUGCCCAGAGCCAGUCAGGGACAGGGAAAACAGCAGCUUUUGUCUUGGCCAUGUUGAGCAGAGCCAGUGCCAGCGAGAAAUAUCCGCAGUGCCUGUGCCUGGCUCCCACCUACGAGCUGGCCCUGCAGAUCGGGCAGGUGGUGCGCGCCAUCGGCAAGUUCUGCACGGACAUCAAGGUGAACUACGCUGUCCGGGGAAACCGAGUUCUGAAGGGCACAGUGCUGGAGGAGCAGAUCAUCAUCGGAACUCCAGGCACCACCCUGGACUGGUGCUUCAAACAACGCAUCCUGGACCUGACAAAGAUCUCCUUGUUCGUGCUGGAUGAGGCUGACAUCAUGAUCGACACGCAGGGCCUCUCCUGUCAGAGCAUCCGCAUCCACAGGGCUCUUCCCAAGAGCUGCCAAGUGCUGCUGUUCUCAGCCACUUACAAGGAGCCUGUUCGGGCCUUUGCUGAGCGGAUCAUCCCCGACCCCAUCGUGAUCAAGCUGCGGGAGGAGGAGCUCACCCUGAGCAACAUCAGGCAGUACUUCAUGGUGUGCCAGAGCUCAGACGAGCAGUACAAGGCCCUCUGCAACCUCUAUGGCAGCUUCACCAUCGGUCAGGUCAUGAUCUUCUGCCAGACCAGGAGGAUGGCAGACUGGCUGUCGGGGAAGAUGAGCCGGGACGGGCACCAAGUGGCCAUCCUGACAGCAGAGCUGACGGUGGUGCAGCGGGCCAGCGUCAUCCAGCGCUUCCGUGAGGGCAAGGAGAAGGUCCUGAUCGCCACCAACGUCUGUGCCAGAGGCAUCGAUGUGCAGCAGGUGACCACGGUGGUGAACUUUGGGCUGCCCAUGGAUCAGGACGGCGAGCCGGACUUUGAGACGUACCUGCACCGCAUCGGGCGGGCCGGGCGCUUCGGGCACCGCGGCAUCGCCUUCAGCGUGGUGCAGAGGGAGACCGUGCCCCUCGUGCACAGGAUUGAGGAGUAUUUCCUUCUGAAGGGCACAGUGCUGGAGGAGCAGAUCAUCAUCGGAACUCCGGGCUGCACUGAUGGUUUUUUGAAUCCCAGCGCCUGUUAUCCCUGUGAUUUUUAGAGGAAAGAAGGUUAUAGAAGCCUUCAGAUGGGCAGGAAACUGUGUCCAUUCCACAUCUCCAGCCUCAGAGCCACUCAGCCCUCUUGGUUCUUUCAAAUACUCACCUGUCCUUGGAACCUGGAGUGAGCCUGAGGCAGACACUUCUUCUCUUUAGAAGUUCUCAGAAGGCUAGCUAGAAAAGAAUGAUAACAAAGGAGCUCUCUCCAACUCUGUCUCAGAGAGAGCUCGGUCCUUGAUUGGCCAUUAAUUGUAAACAUCCCAGAUGGGCCAAUCACAGGUGCACCUGUUGCAUUCCACAGCAGCAGAUAACCAUUGUUUGCAUUCUUUUUCUGGGGCUUCAGCUUCCCAGAAGGGAAAAUCCUAAAGAAAGGAUUUUUAUGAAAAGAUGUCUGCGACAAGUAUCAACAUGGAUCUGCUGCUCCCACAGGCAGGGCUGGGACUGGGAUCCCCUCCAUCAAAUUUCUGUACAACUGCAUGCACUGGACACACAGGAAGACACUUCACCUUGUUUAGCUUUCCUUUGAGCUGUUACAGGCUCACAUUGACUCACAGAAUCAUAGAAUGGCCACAGCUGAAAGGGACCUCAAAGCCCAUCUUGUUCCCACCCUUUCCCAUUGGCAGGGACACCUUCCAUUAGACCAGGUUGCUCAGAGCUCCAUCCAGCUUGGCCUUGAACACUUCCAGAGAUUAUUCCCUGUUGGCAAAUAGUCCUUGUCGGGCUGCUCCUCUCCCCAGGGCUCAUCUCACUGGGAAUGGGUGACAGAUACAGCUUUUAGAGUGAUUUUUGCUCCCCAGCAGGCAAAUUUCCCAAGAAGCAGCCCCAGAGGUUGUGUGCAACUUGCAGGGGAUGUUAGCAGCAGCCAGGAUGCCUCAGCACCUUCUUUUUUUCCCUCUUUCAGGCAUUUUCUCUGCCUUUCCUUGUCACAGGGGACCGGGUGCCCCAGCUUAGCUCAGCCCUGGCUGUGGGAGAGGAGAUGGCAGCUGUGGAAAUCUUUCCUGAGUGGAAAUUGAUUGUAACUUGCUAACAU